This is a messenger RNA of Dentiscutata erythropus, 199 nucleotides long. NCBI's taxonomy places the organism in Eukaryota, Fungi, Glomeromycota, Glomeromycetes, Diversisporales, Gigasporaceae. The record is from the annotation of a GenBank genome assembly.
UCAAGAUAUGUUUGCAGAUAUUGAACUUGUUAAACGUGUCAAGGGUUUUGUAAAUUCUAUUAUUGUUGUGCAAGCAGAAUUGUUAUUCGAUUCUUUUAACAACACAUCUCUAAGGGAGCUACUAUUUGAUAAUGAUUUUGUCAAGUUUAUAUUUUUCAAUAACAGCGAUGAAUUAUCAAAGAAAAUUAAAAUAACAUAA